Penicillium psychrosexuale is the source of this 1521-nucleotide messenger RNA. RefSeq names its product cytochrome P450. The transcript is spliced from 5 exons. The record is from RefSeq and is a predicted model, not a curated record. Gene Ontology annotation, molecular function: heme binding; oxidoreductase activity, acting on paired donors, with incorporation or reduction of molecular oxygen, reduced flavin or flavoprotein as one donor, and incorporation of one atom of oxygen; iron ion binding. The coding region runs from base 1 to 1521 and encodes 506 amino acids. Lineage: Eukaryota; Fungi; Ascomycota; Eurotiomycetes; Eurotiales; Aspergillaceae.
AUGGCGAUAAACUUAUGGGGUGCUUCUUUUAUAUUGAUAGUUUUCAACUACAUGCUGUAUCGUGGUCUACAAAGCUGGCGCAGAUAUGUCCAUGACAAAGCAUUCGGUGAUAAGCAUGGCUGUUUACCGAUGGAGACAUGGAUCCCUUACAAAUGGCCAUUAGCACUCGACAUCCUCAAACGGCAAUAUGAUGCAUUGCCAGAACAGCGACUACUAUUAUUCCAAUCCCAGUACUUUGACAAGAUUGGACCUAACAUGACAUUCAAACUAUUUGGAAAUCAAGGCUAUCUCACUGCGGACCUAAAGAACGUGGAAUCCAUACUCUCAACUAAUUUCGAAGAUUGGUGUCUUGGUUCCCGGCGACCCGGUCUUAUGCCUAUGCUAGGCGAAGGCAUUUUCACCCAAGAUGGUCGUCCAUGGAAGCAUUCGAGGGAGUUGCUCCGCCGCCAAUUUGUACGAAUUCACCGGCAAGAUUCCAAAAUUUUCGAUGAACACGUCGAGAACUUGAUUUCCAAUCUCCGCUCUGCAACUGGGGUGGUAGAUCUGCAACCUCAUCUUUUCCGCUUUACUCUAGCGACGACAACCGCGCUUAUCUUCGGAGAACCGGUCUUUGCCUUGCCAGGAGCAGAGACAGAUACUUUUGAGAAGGCCUUUGACUAUGCCAGCUACAUCAGUGCGAUCAGGCUCCGUCUUGCUGACCUAGAAUGGAUAUGGAAACCUGCUGAAUUCAGGGCAGCUUGUGCUGUCGUCAAAAAAUAUGCGUCUCACUUCGUGCAGCUUGCACUCGAUGAUAUGAAAGAAAAUGGAGAGGAAGCAGCAUCGGAGAGGCACGCGUUUAUUAUCGACCUUUACAAGGAGAUGCAGGACCCAGUUCUUGUGCGAGAUCAAUUGGUCCAUGUACUUAUCGCUGGAAGGGACACGACAGCAUGUCUAAUGUCAUGGGCAUUUUUCCUUCUCGUACGACACCCCGAAGCUCUCGCAAAACUUCGCAGUGAGAUCCAACUCGUUACCGGAGGAUUGCGUGAAUUGGGCCGGGCAAAAAUCAGCAAGAUGCAGUAUCUCCGAUGUGUGAUCAAUGAAACUCAACGACUAUACCCGCAACUUCCAGUGAAUGUCCGCGUAGCCGCUAAAACGACAUUCCUCCCGAGCGGAGGAGGCCCCGAUGGCAAAUCCCCGGUACUAAUACCCAAAAACACAGGUGUUGCCUAUUCGGUCUACCACAUGCACCGACUGAAGAGCGUUUACGGUGAAGACGUGAACAGUUUCCGUCCCGAAAGAUGGCUGGGUCCAGAGCUAGAUGGUGUUGGCUGGGGGUUCAUGCCUUUCCACGGAGGGCCAAGGAUAUGUCUAGGCAAGGAAUUUGCUCUGACGGAAGCGUCGCAUGCAAUCAUACGAAUCAUUCAGACAUUUCCCGAGCUUAGGUUACCACCUGAUACACCUAGCGUUCCACCUGGUGAGGAAAAGCAAGCUUUGACGAUUGUGGUUAUGAGUGCGGAAGGAUGUAAGGUUUUGUUGGACUGA